This is a messenger RNA of Eublepharis macularius, 889 nucleotides long. Its product is annotated as glutathione S-transferase theta-1-like. Gene Ontology annotation, cellular component: cytoplasm. Gene Ontology annotation, biological process: glutathione metabolic process. The transcript is spliced from 6 exons. Lineage: Eukaryota; Metazoa; Chordata; Lepidosauria; Squamata; Eublepharidae. The coding region runs from base 101 to 868 and encodes 255 amino acids. The record is from RefSeq and is a predicted model, not a curated record. Gene Ontology annotation, molecular function: glutathione transferase activity.
UUUCUGUUAUUCCUGGGAACACCUCCAGCCAAAGCAAAUCAGGCUGAGUGUCAGGCUCAGCGCAGUUACUGUGCACUCGCUGUGCCCAGCUGGUUCUACCAUGGGGUUGGAGCUCUACCUGGAUCUGCUCUCUCAGCCCUGUCGAGCCAUCUAUAUUUUUGCCAAGAAGAACAACAUACCCUUUGAGUUCAAGGACGUGGAGGUGUUUAGAGAUUCCAUCCUGGGGAUGAAAGCAUCAGGUGAGACGAGCUCAGGAUUACAGCCAGAGAGUCUACGCAAGAUGAAUGUAGUGAAGAAAGUGCCUGUCUUGAGAGAUGAGGACUUUUGCUUGUCAGAAGGCAUCGCCAUCCUUCUGUAUCUGAGCCGAAAGUACAACACCCCAGACCACUGGUACCCAUCUGACCUACAGAAACGAGCAAAGGUGGAUGAAUAUCUCUCAUGGCACCAGAUAAACAUCCGAUCCAAUGCUCCCAAGACAAUGUGGAUCAAGGUGUUGAUACCUCUCUUCACGGGCCAACCACUUCCCUCUGAGAAACUGCAGGAAGUCAUGGAGGGGCUGGCAGCUUCCCUGAAGCAGUUGGAAGACAUGUUCCUUCAGGACAAGCCCUUCCUUGUGGGUAACGAGAUCUCUCUUGCAGACCUGACGGCCAUUGUGGAGCUCAUGCAGCCUGUUGGAGUGGGGUGCAACAUCUUUGAGGACAGGCCCAAGCUAGCAGCAUGGCGCAAAAGAGUGGAAGAAGCAAUUGGGAAGGAGAUCUUCUUACAAGCGCACAAGCUGAUCCUGAACAUUCAGGAGCUGAGCAACAUACAGAUCAAUCCACAGCUGAAGGCGCAGCUGGGCCCUGUGCUGCUGAAGAUGCUGAAAUGAAUAAAAGUGGUUCAGAAGGAA